AUGUCCAGCCUGGCCGUCAUGGCCUCGUCGACGGCUUGCUCCCUCCGCGGCCUCGUCAGGUCCUCCAUCCCCCUUGCGCCGCGUAUCCGUCCUGUCGUCCUCUCGCGAGCUGCACCCUUGUCAACUACGACUGCUCUGGCCGCUGCUCCUCCCCCGACGAUAAAAUCCCGAAGAGAUCUUCCGAAGAAAACCAAGCGGACGUUCAAAAGGAAGACCAACGUGGUGGCUGUCAAGAAACCUAACCCCGGAGAGCGCAAGGCCUUCCGCAAGCGCAUCCAACUAAGCAACAACAGCGCCUUACCGGUCGAGAACAUGCAAGACCUGUCACCCGAUACCAUGGCCAAGUUGGACAGCAAGGGCAAGAUGUUUGCCCUCCCAGAUGCGGUGGUCGAUCAGCUGAGGGCUCUGGAGGCAUUCAAGACGACGCAGACGUGGAACUUGUUUAGACGGCCGCAUUUCCUGGUGAGAGAGGAGACAGUCCGGCUGAUGAGCAAGAUGGAAGAGGCCGUCGAGAAGAAGGAAGCAUUGAAGUGUGUGCUGACGGGAAGCAAACUGUCCGGGAAGAGCGUGGCACUUCUGCAGUCCAUGUCGCAUGCCUUGCUCAAUGGCUGGGUUGUCGUGCACAUUCCCGAAGGUAGGGCGGCCUCUUGCGCGGUUUGGACCCGUCUCAGCUUGCUAACGAAUGCGGGAAAAACAGGCCAGGACCUCUCCAACGGAAACACCGAGUACUCCCCCGUCGAAGGCACCGAGCCCGUGCGGUUCGCCCAGCCCGUCUACACCCUCAAGCUCCUCCAGAACAUUUACAAGGCCAACAGGGCCGCCCUGGAGAAACUCGACGUCCAGAGGGACUGGUCUCGCUUCGCCCACCUCGACCCGGGUGCCACCGUGGCGGACCUGGUUCUCAGCGCCAAGGAAAGCGAAACCGCCUGGCCGACCCUCGAGGCCCUGUGGACGGAACUCACGCUGCCAGGGCGGCCGCCGGUGCUCUUCGCCCUCGACGGCCUCGCGCACAUCAACAGGAUGAGCGACUACCGCGACCCGUCAUUCAACCAGGUGCAUGCCCACGAGUUGGCCCUGGUGCGGCUCUUUGUCGACGCCAUUUCGGGCAAGACGACGUUGCCCAACGGCGGUGCCGUCAUCGCCGCCACAUCCGACAACAAUACGCACUACCAUCCCUCCCAGGAGCUUGUCCUCUCCCAACUGGAAGCCGGUCAGGCUGGCCGCGAAAUCCCCAAGCCCGAUCCAUAUGAGCGAAGGUACGACGAGCGUGUGUACGAGUCGCUCAAGAACAGUUUCGUCCUUCGGAUUGGAGGCGUGUCCAAGGACGAGGGCAGGGUGUUGAUGGAGUACUGGGGUGCAAGCGGUAUGCUGCGCAGCGUCUUGAACACGAGGACCGUGGCAGAGAAGUGGGCUCUCGGCGGGCAUGGGAUUGUCGGCGAGAUGGAGAGGGCGUCACUUAUGACCAUGAGGAUGUGA
Metarhizium album ARSEF 1941 is the source of this 1476-nucleotide messenger RNA. RefSeq lists its product as uncharacterized. The coding region runs from base 1 to 1476 and encodes 491 amino acids. Gene Ontology annotation, cellular component: mitochondrial small ribosomal subunit. The record is from RefSeq and is a predicted model, not a curated record. The transcript has a single exon. NCBI's taxonomy places the organism in Eukaryota, Fungi, Ascomycota, Sordariomycetes, Hypocreales, Clavicipitaceae. Gene Ontology annotation, molecular function: structural constituent of ribosome.